This is a messenger RNA of Corythoichthys intestinalis (scribbled pipefish), 1208 nucleotides long. RefSeq names its product diphthamide biosynthesis 5 (gene dph5). The coding region runs from base 199 to 1062 and encodes 287 amino acids. Lineage: Eukaryota; Metazoa; Chordata; Actinopteri; Syngnathiformes; Syngnathidae. Gene Ontology annotation, molecular function: diphthine synthase activity. The record is from RefSeq and is a predicted model, not a curated record. Gene Ontology annotation, biological process: protein histidyl modification to diphthamide. The transcript is spliced from 6 exons.
CGAAUGCAGCAUUGGCAAGACUGGCCGUAUAGAGAGCCCAACUGUCGUGCAAUCACAACAAAGUGACAGCGGAACACGGCACUGACGGACGGCAGCCGGAAAGCAGCAGCCGCGAGGGAACGCACGCUCGCUUGCGUCAAGGCGAAGACGAGACCAACUCGAGACACGCACACAAAAAAAGAAAAAGCCGUUCCCGAAAUGCUCUACUUGGUCGGUUUGGGUCUCGGCGACGCCGCCGACAUCACCGUCAAGGGUUUGCAGGUGGUCAAGAAAUGUUCGCGAGUCUACUUGGAGGCCUACACCUCCAUCUUGACUGUGGGCAAGGAAGCGCUGGAGGAGUUUUACGGAAAGGACGUGAUCUUGGCCGAUCGCGAUAUGGUGGAGCAGGAAGCCGAGCGCAUCCUGAAGGAGGCCGAGGAGACGGACGUGGCCUUCCUGGUGGUGGGCGACCCCUUCGGCGCCACCACGCACAGCGACCUGGUGCUGAGAGCCACGCGGGCCGGGAUUCCCUACCGAGUGGUCCACAACGCCUCCGUCAUCAACGCCGUGGGCUGCUGCGGCCUGCAGCUGUACAACUUUGGCGAGACGGUAUCUCUGGUCUUCUGGACCGAGUCGUGGCGACCCGAGAGCUUCUACGACAAGAUCCUCCAGAACCGGGAGGCCGGUCUGCACACGCUCUGUUUGCUGGCAGAUAUCAAAGUCAAAGAGCAGUCCUUGGAGAACUUGAUGAGAGGCAAGAAGAUCUACGAGGAGCCCCGUUUCAUGAGCGCCUCCCAGGCGGCCUCUCAGCUGCUGGAAAUCGUCCGGAGGAGGCGGGAUCGGGGGGAGGAGCCCCGUCGCGCCGGCCUGACGGAAGACACUCCGUGCGUGGGCGUGGCCAGACUGGGCGCCGCCGACCAGAAGAUCCGCGUGGCCACGUUGGCCGAGAUGAGCGCGCGCGACGAGCUGGGCGCCCCGCUCCACUCGCUGGUGCUCCCCGGCAAGCUCCACCCGCUGGAGGCGGAGAUGUUGCGGCUCUACGCCACCGACGACGUCCUGCCGCGCCUGCCCCUGGACUCCUGACGCUCGCGGCCUUCCGUCCCUUCCUUUGUCACGCUAGCGCUACAAAAUUAAAAGAUGGACGCCGGACACGCAUUUUUACUCGUUUCGUUCAUUUUGACGCUCGCUCGUUGUGCGUGCGCGUCGGUAAAAUUGCCCGGACGGAGAGG